Molecule: messenger RNA, 429 nt
Organism: Microtus ochrogaster (prairie vole)
Lineage: Eukaryota; Metazoa; Chordata; Mammalia; Rodentia; Cricetidae
Gene: Tshb
Product: thyroid stimulating hormone subunit beta
Biological process (GO): G protein-coupled receptor signaling pathway
Cellular component (GO): extracellular region; cytoplasm
Molecular function (GO): hormone activity
Source: RefSeq, a predicted model, not a curated record
UGCAAAGAAAGCAUGAGUGCUAUCGUCCUGCUUUCCGUGCUUCUUGCUCUUGCAUUUGGGCAAGCAGCAUCUUUUUGUAUUCCAACUGAAUAUACAAUGUACGUGGAUAGGAGAGAGUGCGCCUAUUGCCUGGCCAUCAACACCACCAUCUGUGCCGGGUAUUGUAUGACAAGGGAUAUCAACGGCAAGCUGUUGCUUUCCAAAUACGCGCUCUCCCAGGAUGUUUGCACAUACAGAGACUUCAUCUACAGAACUGUGGAGAUACCAGGAUGCCCACGCCAUGUUGCUCCUUAUUUCUCCUACCCUGUUGCCAUAAGCUGCCGGUGCGGCAAGUGUAACACUGACUACAGUGACUGUACACACGAGGCCGUCGAGACCAACUACUGCACCAAGCCACAGACAUUCUAUCUGGGGGGAUUUUCCGACUGA